AUGAUCAUCACAGGAAAUGAUGAAGAGGCCAUCUGUAAACUGAAGCACUUUCUUGGCAGUCAAUUUCGAAUCAAAGAUCUCGGACCCUUGAGAUACUUUCUUGGUGUUGAGGUGGCACGAUCAAAAUUUGGAAUUUCUAUUUGCCAACGGAAGUACACCCUUGACAUUUUGGCAGAAGCUGGAUUACUUGGAGCCAAACCAGCCAAAGUUCCUAUGGACCAUGAUCUGUUGUUGUUAUCUACAGGGGAGUUACUCAAAGAUCCUACUCAAUAUCGUUGGUUAGUUUGA
Prunus armeniaca (apricot) is the source of this 288-nucleotide messenger RNA. The record is from the annotation of a GenBank genome assembly. Lineage: Eukaryota; Viridiplantae; Streptophyta; Magnoliopsida; Rosales; Rosaceae.